AUGGCUGGACUUGAAAUUCUCUCACCAGAAGGAUUUCGGUUGGAUGGCCGUCGACCAGGUGAAUUGCGUCGUUUUGUGUGUCGUAUGGGUGUUUUUGGACAGGCUGAUGGAUCAGCCUACGUUGAAAUGGGAAACACAAAAACCUUGGCAGCAGUGUAUGGUCCACACGAGGUCACAAACAAAGCGAAGGCACUUCAUGACAAAGUUUUAUUGAACUGCGAGUUUAGCAUGGCAACAUUUAGUACUUCUGAGAGAAAGACUAGAGCUAAAGGAGAUAGAAAGUCUUUAGAAAUAUCAAUGGCAAUUAGACGAACUUUCGAAUCAUGUAUUAUGACCUCAUUAUAUCCAAGAUCACAAAUUGACAUUUUUGUUCAGAUCCUACAAGCAGAUGGUGGAACAUACAGUGCUUGUAUAAAUGCUGCAACUCUUGCUUUGCUAGAUGCUGGCAUUCCUAUGAAAGAUUAUGUUUGUUCAUGUGCCGUAAGCUUGAUUGAUGAUUCGCCCCUUUUGGAUGUUAACUAUAUUGAAGAAUCAACAAGUGCUCCUCAGUUGACCAUGGCAAUUUUACCUAAAACAGAUAAAAUUGUGCUGUUCAGGCUUGAUUCAAAGUUACAUGAAGAUAAUUUAGAAAAAGUCAUUGACCUUGCUAAACAGGGCUGCAAAGAUGUCUAUGCACUUUUGCGAAGACAUGUUCAUGAAUUUGCAAAAGAAUCUUUAGCUGCCAUGUAUACCUGAGAUAAAAAAACAACCUUUGGUUGAACAUAAAUUUGCUGCUAAAUCCACCAUAGACCAAUCCAUUUAUUAUUUGACAGUCUUCGCCUCACUAUCGUGUUUUAAGGGAAUCCUCUCAUAAGGCAAAUUUGGCUUACACACAAAACAAUUUAGGUGUUGAUGGAUGGGCCAAAGUGCCAAACAUUAAAUCUGAACACUUUAUGAAAACGAAAUCAAUUUUGAGCCAUCUGUCCAAGUUCACCCAGAACAAAACCAAACACGGUUUUUGAGCAAAACCAGCAAAAGUUGAUGUUCAAUAUUUCAAAGUAGCAUUGAAAGAAAAACCGAUUUAUAAGUGCUGUGGAGAAUGUGGAAAUGUUGAAAAUGACCGGCAAAGUAAAAGGAAUUCUGGUCAAUAAGCAUUUUUGGCUGAUCAUUGUUCGUUCACCAUUAUUUUGAGCCCUGUUUAAGUAUGCAAAAUAUCACUAGUCAUAGGCUUUACUAUACAUUGCAUUUGUAUUCAAAGUUGUGUAAGGGAUACUCUAAAAAAUCAUAGAACGUUUUUGAAAUAUGAAAACUGGAAAGUAGUUUUUAGUUAGUUACCUCAUUUUGAAUGAUAAUAUAAGUUAAUUAAAGCAACAAAACUUGUUUUAA
This is a messenger RNA of Xenia sp. Carnegie-2017, 1365 nucleotides long. Its product is annotated as exosome complex component RRP41-like. The record is from RefSeq and is a predicted model, not a curated record. Bases 1 to 735 code for a protein of 244 amino acids. Gene Ontology annotation, cellular component: cytoplasmic exosome (RNase complex); nucleolus; nuclear exosome (RNase complex). The transcript is spliced from 2 exons. Lineage: Eukaryota; Metazoa; Cnidaria; Anthozoa; Malacalcyonacea; Xeniidae. Gene Ontology annotation, biological process: nuclear mRNA surveillance; U4 snRNA 3'-end processing; rRNA catabolic process.